GUUUCUGUGUUUGGAAAUACAUACAACCUCAAGAUGAAAAGAAACAAUAAACUUCUUGCCCGAAAUAUGACUUACAGAGAGAUUGAUGGACCCAGGACUAAAGAUAUUCAAAUUAACAAUGCUAAAAGGCUCAGCCUUGCAGAUGAUACAGACUCUUGGGGGUUCAGUGAAUGUGAUCACUACCUUGGAAUGGGAGCAGCACUCAGUUCUUGUGGAGCAGAGGGGGUUCGUGGGCUAAUAUUUGACAACCAGACAUAUGAAGUAUAUCCUAUAACAAAGAGAAUGAUGGAACUUUUUAGCGCUACAAACAGGACUGGACUAACAAGAGAACCACGUGGUCUCCCACAUUUAAUCAAAAUGGCGGACAAAAUACCGGAAAUGGAAGAUCUUGCCGUCGGCUCUUUCAAAACUAAAAACAAAAGAACUGGAAAACAGAGGAGAAACAAAAAACAGUUCAGAGCUGGUCGUCUUUACAUAGAAACAGCUUUAUUUCUUGAUGCCGCAGCUUACCAGUCCUACAGCUACUUCUAUAGUGCAUCAGGAUUCCCAAAUCCAGACAUCAAAAUACGAGAUCUGGUGCUCAGCUGGAUGAACUCAAUACAAGCUCUUUACCACUUCCCAUCUCUUGGUACUGCUGUAGACUUCUCUAUCGUUAGACUAGAGAUUCAUAAAACACAGCCUGCUGACUUCCCGAGCUAUGAUGGAGAAAGAGGACAACUACUCACAUCCUUUUGUAAUUACCAGGGGAAGAAUAAUCCUGCCGGAGAUUCGAAUCCUCAGCACUGGGAUAUCGGGCUUCUUGUGUCAGGAUUAGAUUUCUGGUCAAUGGAGGGAGGGAAAAAAAGUUAUCUAACCAUGGGUCUUGCAACUGUAACAGGAAUUUGCACGAACAACUACGGUUGUGUUAUCGGAGAACUAGGAGUUAGGAGUCCGGAAGGAAAACCAUAUCCAUCUACAGGGUUUACGUCUGUAUAUGUGAUGGCCCAUGAGAUCGGACAUAACCUUGGGAUGAGUCAUGAUUCCAGUGGUAACUCAUGUGAUGCUAAUGGUUUUAUCAUGUCUCCUUCUAGAGGAACAGUUGGAGAGACAGCUUGGUCUCAAUGCUCCAGAGAUGUAAUUUCUUCUUUAAACCUAGAUUGUCUAACAGACCAGCCUGCUGCUAUGGUAUCUGAACUAGAUCAUAACAAGUACAACAACAAUCCUGGACAAACCAUAGACGCAGAUACACAGUGUAAAAUACUGCUCUUUGAUAACGAUGCAAGUAUGGAAAAUAACGAUGACAACAUCCAGGAUAUAUGUUCAAGUUUGAAGUGCAGAAGUCCACAUAGGAUAGGUUACUACAGAUCUGGGCCCGCCCUAGAGGGCACUCCUUGCGGUAACAAUGUUAUUUGUCAGCAAGGAGGCUGUGUUAAAAAUACAAUCAGUCCUGGAGUAGUCUCUACAUCCUCCUGGUCUGAUUGGUCCUUUAGUGAGUGCAAGUCAGGAUGUCUAACCCGAAGCAAAGGGUUUGUUACUAAAACAAGAACAUGCAUAAAACAAACUCCAGUCAGUUCUGCUUCCUCAUGUCCGGGUAACUCCCAGGAGGUUACACUGUGUGAUAAUCCUGAUUGCAAGGGCUAUGAUGUUCCGACAAACUUUGCAAACAAACAGUGCUUUAGUUUUAAACAGGAAGGUUUUUUUCACAAAUUUUUGGCUCUUAAUAAAAAUGGUUUCCCCACCUCGCAUAGUUUAACUUGUUUGUUCUGUCUGGAUGAUGUGCUAUACAAUGCAUUGUUAAGAAAUAUUGGAACCCAGCCUCCAUAUGACAAGGACAGGGUUGACAUGGCGUGUACUAUAAGCUGCAGGCAGGUGAAGGGAGGAUGGUAUGCCCCUGUGCUUGAGCUGAAUGAUAUGCCGAACCUGUCUGCAUAUUUCCCAGAUGGAACAUGGUGUCACAAUGACGGGGAGGUAGAUUACUACUGCAGGAACCAUCAGUGCGUCAUCAGUGAUCUAGGAGUUUCUAGUAACGCGCUCCCUGGUGGACAGUACAGUAUUCCUAGGGAGGUGAUGAACUAUUUCACCCUGAACGAGGACAAGGUGGCCCUUAGCAACAACCCCCGCCCUCAGGAUAACAAUGAAGCGAAGGAAGACGAUUGGGAAGUUAUGGAUUACAUUAAUAUAUAAAGUAUUUAAAAUUAAUUUACAAAAUAGAAAUUUACAUUUUGAAAUAUACGGCAUAACAGAA
Eurytemora carolleeae is the source of this 2224-nucleotide messenger RNA. RefSeq names its product A disintegrin and metalloproteinase with thrombospondin motifs 7. NCBI's taxonomy places the organism in Eukaryota, Metazoa, Arthropoda, Copepoda, Calanoida, Temoridae. Gene Ontology annotation, molecular function: metalloendopeptidase activity. Gene Ontology annotation, cellular component: extracellular matrix. The record is from RefSeq and is a predicted model, not a curated record. Gene Ontology annotation, biological process: proteolysis; extracellular matrix organization.